AUGAGUCCUUCUCUUCUCGGCGCCUUUUCGGUGCUCUUCUUUGCCAUCUCCUUCUUACUCCCUGUUAACGCCGCAGCGCCAUCUUACAACUUUACCCAAGAGGCCAUCAACAACGGCGACGCUCUCGCUCAACUUGCUGCAAAGGCUCUCGCUAACUCCAAAGCCUUACACCAACGUUCGGCAGCAUUUGCAAACUCGACAUGCACACCGGACAAUGUUCGCCAGCGGAGAGCCUUUGUAGCUGCCAUUGAGUGCAUGCAGAGCUCCCCGAGUUUGUAUGAACCGGGAGUGAUGCCGGCUGCGAAGACUUUGUAUGAUGAUUUUGUGGCCAUCCACCUCAAGCAGACCCCUGUAAUCCAUAGAUCGGCUAAUUUCCAGCUCUGGCAUCGCCUGUUUACUGAUGUAUUUGAGCAGAAGGUCCGCGAAUGCGGUUAUACUGGUACAUUCCCCUUCUGGGAAUGGGGUUAUGAUGCGGAAGAUCCUGCGCUAUCACCUCUCUUUGACGGAUCAGACACUUCCAUUGGCAGCAACGGCGCCUUUGUUCCUCAUGAAGGCCUCGAAAUUCACCAGGCUUACACUAACGUGACCCUCAAACUCGAACCCGGAUCUGGCGGCGGCUGCAUCAUGUCGGGCCCCUUCUCCAAUAUGACUGUCAACCUUCCCGUCGUUCAGAACACCGACACUCCCCUCGCUGCUGACCCGCGCUGCUUGCAGCGAGACCUCAACAAGCACGUCUCUUCGCGACACACCACGUUCCGGAACACGACUCUCCUUCUGACUGAGCACAACACGAUCGAGUCAUUUUGGGGUUUCAUGAACGGCGAUGAUCGUUAUAUCAGCCCCUUUGAGCUGGGAGUUCAUGCGGGUGGCCAUUGGCAGCUCGGAGGCGACUCUGGCAACAACUUCUUCAUCUCUCCAGCCGACCCAGCUUUCUUCCUGCACCACAGCCAGAUCGACCGCGUUUACUGGAUCUGGCAGAUGCUUGACUGGGAGAACAGACAGGACAUCUUUGGCACUGUCACGAUGCAAAAUAUCCCGCCGAGUCGUAACGGCACUUUGGACGACCUUGUUGAUCUUCGCCCUUUGGCUGAGCCGAGAAAGUUGAGGGACCUGAUGAGCACUGUUGGUAUUGGUGGCUCUCCAUUCUGCUAUGUCUACGAAGGAUAA
Molecule: messenger RNA, 1167 nt
Organism: Colletotrichum scovillei
Lineage: Eukaryota; Fungi; Ascomycota; Sordariomycetes; Glomerellales; Glomerellaceae
Product: tyrosinase central domain-containing protein
Exons: 4
Coding region: 1-1167 (388 amino acids)
Molecular function (GO): oxidoreductase activity
Source: RefSeq, a predicted model, not a curated record